AUGAGCGAUACGGUGACCGACGAGACGACGAUCAUCUUUCAGACGGACGAUGGGCAGGUGCUGGACGCUCGUGAGCUGGCAACCGCAUUUUCACAGGCAGAAGAGGGGGCAGCACAAGUGGUCGACGGCGAAGGCAACGUCAUCACGAUCACUGCCGAGCAGUUGGCCGAGGCCGGCAUCGAUAUGGCCAAUCUGGGAGCAGAUCAGGUGGACUUGAUCUUGCAUUUGGCGCAAGCGUCUCAGAAGGCGAUGCUCCUGUCGUCGUCAGAUGCUGUGCAGGACGAUGAGGACAAAAGACGACAGUCGCUGGAUCUUGCGUCGUCCGAUUACUCGCAGGCGGAAAAGAGCGGCAAGUACAUGUCGCAGCAGCACCACCGAGGAUUUGUUGGCGGCAGCAGCGGUAGCGAGGAGUUGGAGCGAUACCACGAAUCGAACGGUAGUGCAUCUUUCUCGAACCGUGGCGAGAUGGAGACCCGUUCUGAGCGCACGCCAUCCGGCUUUGCGUUGAUAGGCAGUCAGAUCGAAGUGCGGCGAGGGAACAAAACUUACACCGGUACCGUGCGGUUCGUUCGGCGCGGGGUCGGUUACAAGGUCGAAUUCGAGGGUGGACGGUUCGAAUGGGUGACUGAAGACCAGAUCGGCUUCAAGCAGAACGAUGUCCCGGGCACGGUUAAUGCCGCUGAGGAUGUACAGAAAAAGCGAGAUCACGAAUACCUGACGGGCAGUAUGGAUGCUUCGCCUGCCAGGUGCAGCUCAGGUUUUCAGUCAUGUCGUCCUGUCGGCGCUUCAGGGAUUGCUUCUGCCGGCGGCUCCCCCUAUGUCACUGAUCGCCACUUCCCAGGAAAAGAAAGCCACGACGCUGGUGACGUGGAUUUCUCUUGCCCCAUUUGCAAUCAGAAGGUAUAUAAUAAAGAACCGUCAUACAUCGUCAUACGAAUACCGGCUUGCCAGCGAUGUGCGGAAAGCAAAAUUUUGGUACUCGACGAUAACUGA
This is a messenger RNA of Soboliphyme baturini, 993 nucleotides long. Lineage: Eukaryota; Metazoa; Nematoda; Enoplea; Dioctophymatida; Soboliphymatidae. The record is from the annotation of a GenBank genome assembly.